Trachemys scripta elegans is the source of this 1165-nucleotide messenger RNA. Its product is annotated as cytochrome P450 2J5-like. Gene Ontology annotation, molecular function: oxidoreductase activity, acting on paired donors, with incorporation or reduction of molecular oxygen, reduced flavin or flavoprotein as one donor, and incorporation of one atom of oxygen; heme binding; iron ion binding. The transcript has 6 exons. Lineage: Eukaryota; Metazoa; Chordata; Testudines; Emydidae. The record is from RefSeq and is a predicted model, not a curated record. The coding region runs from base 193 to 1038 and encodes 281 amino acids. Gene Ontology annotation, cellular component: cytoplasm; intracellular membrane-bounded organelle. Gene Ontology annotation, biological process: xenobiotic metabolic process; arachidonate metabolic process.
CACAUAUUGGGAGAUCACAGAACAGGGUGGGUGUGGUUUGGCUAACUGAAAUGGAUCACAUAUUUCAAAGUUUACUAAAAACGCCUUUGAAACACUCUACACUUGCCCAACUAAGAGACGAAACAAUAGAGAGAGUGAGAAACGACUAGAAAGGGCAAAGAACCAGAACCUAACAGAAAGUGAGCUCAGCGUAUGCAGCUCCAAAACAAUUUUCAGAGAGAUAGUGCCCAGGCAGAAAGGAAAUUGAUAACACAGCACGGUGAGAUGUUGGGGAUAACUGAGGUUUCAGUCGCUCUGAUUGUGUUUCUCCUGAUUGUGCAAUUUCUGAAGUUGCAAUGGACACGUAGACGGCUUCCUCCCGGACCAACUCCCCUGCCCAUUAUUGGCAACUUAUGGCUGCUGGACUUUAAACUUCAGCGAGAAGAUCUUCUUAAGUUAACCAACAUCUAUGGCAACAUUUACACAGUGUGGAUGGGACAGACACCUGUGAUUGUAUUGAAUGGAUACAAAGCAGUAAAAGAAGGCCUUCUCUCCCAUUCAGAAGAGAUUUCUGGACGGCCUCUCACCCCCUUCUAUAGGGAUCUGAUGGGAGAAAAAGGUAUUUUCCUGACAAGCGGUCACACCUGGAAGCAGCAGAGACGCAUUGGUAUGACAUUUCUUAAGAGCCUGGCACUGGGUAAGAAAAGCCUGGAGCACCGAAUACAGGAGGAGACCAGACACCUGGUGGAGGUCUUUGCAAGUCAGAAAGGGAAACCCUUCGACCCCCAUACCCACAUUGUCCAUGCUGUCGCAAAUGUGAUUUGUGCUGUGGUUUUUGGCCAUCGCUUCUCCAGUGAGGAUGAUUCCUUCAACCGGCUCAUCAAAGCCAUCUAUUUUGUGAUCUUCUUCCAGGCCACUAUCUGGGGCAGGGUGACCAUGAAUGAUAUCACUCUCCUGAGGUUAACACAGAGAGAUAAAGAACGGAUGUUGCUUGACUGCAUUCCAGUAGCUGUACUGGCCGCGAAUGCAUCCCAAGUCUUCAGGAAAACGGAGUUCUGAUAGUACAGAUGCGUCUCCCCAUACAGCGAGCAGAUCCCGUACCUCCCGUUUGGUCCAUGCUGGAGCUCUUUUGCGAUUCUGGGACUCCAUGAUCACCUCUGCUGAUGAGCUCUGCACGGUCACCUGU